AUGGAAGAGUUCAUUGUUCAAACAGAUCAGGUUAAAUCAAUACUUGAAGUAUCAAAUAUUUCGACUGAUUCAAAUUUUAUUCAGCAAGAACCAUUUCUGUAUAAGCUCCAUGAAGAAGAUAGAGAUUAUAAAUAUGUCUCGGAACUAUUUUUAUCAUCUUGGAAACAUUUGGAUAAACCUGUUCCUACGAUUGUUUCAAUAUGGAAAGUAUAUUGUGCAAAGGAAUUAAUUACUCGAUAUGAACUUUAUCGAAAGAGUGUAGGGAAUGAGUGUAAACUAUUUCAUGGAACAAAAACGACUUGCACUGUUGGCUUUGAAAAUGGUGGACUUUGCAUUGAGAAAUCAUGCUCAAUUUGCUGUAUCAUAAGGGAAGGAUACAAACUCGAUUGUGCAAGAUAUGGAUUAUUUGGUAAAGGGAUCUAUUUUUCUACAACCUCAUCAAAAUGUGAUAACUUUAAUGCCAAUUUGUUAGAAAAAUAUAAUGGCGUAAAUUAUAAAGUAAUGUUAUUGAAUAAUGUGGUUUUAGGUAGAAUUUAUAAACCUUUAGAAAAUGGUUUUUCACUUACAAGUCCUCCACCUGGGUAUGAUAGCGUAUGUGGAGAUCCUAAUAUCGUUAAAAAUUUAAAAGAUCUAAAGCAUGAUGAAAUUAUUGUGUAUAAAGAAGAGGCAUCAAUUCCACAAUUUCUUAUAGUUUAUCAAACCAAGGCCAAUUAUUAA
Molecule: messenger RNA, 717 nt
Organism: Dentiscutata erythropus
Lineage: Eukaryota; Fungi; Glomeromycota; Glomeromycetes; Diversisporales; Gigasporaceae
Source: the annotation of a GenBank genome assembly